GCGCUGCAGUCUACUUGACCAAUGUGGACGCGAGCGGAGCGGAGUUCCAUUCAUUACGUUAGCUGAAGAUGAAUUUACCAAAAGAUUCCAACAUGGCACUAUCGGAGCGUAAACAAACACACAUGGAUCGAGGCGUCGUGAUUCGAGAUGCCUGGCCUGGAUACCCCUUGGAUCUUUUCACUUUUCCAGAGCAUUAUUUGGGGGAUCUUGAGUGCGUCUACAUCCCCCAUGGAAUUAUCAUGGAUAGGACAGAGAGGCUGGCGAGGAACAUCAUGGAUGAUCUUGGCGAUCAUGACAUCGUUGUUCUGUGUGUGCUUAAGGGGGGUUAUCAGUUCUGCGCUGACCUGGUGGAGCGCAUCGAAGUCUUGUGCUGUAACUCCAGCAAGACCCUUCCAAUGAGGGUGGACUUCAUACGUCUCAAGAGCUACCUGAACGACCAGUCAACUCAAGAUCUCCGCAUAGAGGGAGCAGAGAAUCUCCCUGUGUUGAGUGGAAAGAAUGUCCUGAUUGUGGAGGCCAUCGUGGACACUGGAAAGACCAUGAAGACUCUGCUGGAUCAUGUUAAAGCGUUUGGGCCCAAGAUUAUCAAAGUAGCUAGUUUGCUGGUGAAAAGGGUGCCUAGUGGGUCAGGUUACGUGCCAGACUAUGUUGGAUUUGAAAUCGCCAAUCGCUUUGUGGUCGGUUAUGCCUUGGAUUACAAUGAAUACUUCAGAGAUCUAAAUCACAUAUGUGUGAUCAGCGAUAGCGGGAAACAGAAAUAUAAGGUUUGAAGGUCUCACUUUUUAGGUCAAUAUCAGAAUGUUGACUCGGGAGGAUGGAUGUCGACCAUACAUCACAUAUAAGGUGUUAUCAGACACUUUUUCACAGAAGAUCCUGCUGUUGUUUCUUACGGUCCUGUCUAUGGCUAUGUUUGGAAUUGAAAACCACUUACUAAAUGACAACUGUGCAGUAUAUCCCUAUUGCCUUUUUAGUUUUUUAAACACUUUUUAGCAAUUAUUCCACAAUAAUAGUAUUAAGCAGUGAUAUUGUACAUUGUCACAUGGCCUCAUUCCAUCACACUGCAUCACAAGUGCCUACUAUUUAUCAACUUAGAAAGUAAAAGAGAUAUUUAGUCAGCUUUCAAGACAAAUAAUGAAAGAUAAUAGCAAUGUAUAAAGUUGUGUCUGUACAUAAUUCUGGUUCAUUCAUUACAUUAGAAAUAAAAAGUCAGGGUAGGGUCGGAUGUAGGGUCGGAUGCUAUGUAAAUGUAAUGUGCAUGCUAUGAACAGUGUAGACAGCACAUACUGUAGAAAUAGUAAAAGUAGCAUGUUACAGUAUGCUAUUGCGAACAUACUGUAGCUAUUAAAGGGACAGUUCACCCAAAAAUGAAAAUUCUGUCAUCUACUUACCCUCGACUUGUUCCAAAUCUGUAUAAAUUUCUUUGUUCUGAUGAAAACUGAGAAAGAUAUUUGUAAGAAUGCUCAACUAACUGUUUUUGACCACCAUUGACUACCAUAGUAGGAAAAAUGGGAAACAUUCUUCCAAAUAUCUUUCUCUGCAAGUAUUUUUUGGAACAACUUGAGGGUGAGUAAAUGCAGACAGAAUUUUAUUUUUUUGGGGUGAACUGUCCCUUUAAGUGAAAAUUGAAAAAAAAGUGAAUAAUAGCUUUAAUAGCUAUGUUUGGAAUAGCUAUGUUCUUCAUACAAGGUGUGGACAAGAAUGUAGCAUAUUUUAACUCUUGUGUUUUACCCAUCCAUGAAUAGUUGUUUACUUGCUGUCAUAAUUUAAGCUUGGUAAUGUAUAACACUUGACACAGCAUGCUCACUUUUCACCAGCAGAUUUUCUUUAGAAUAAAAUGUGAAUUAGCUUUACAAUUAGUGCCCUACUUUUAUAAACUGUCGUUUUGUAUUCAAAGAGUUGUCAUAAUGUUUACAUUUUAUAAUAUCUUCAUGUAUUUUAACAACAUUAAAACCAAAU
This is a messenger RNA of Triplophysa rosa, 1956 nucleotides long. It is a transcript of the gene prtfdc1b, whose product is annotated as phosphoribosyl transferase domain containing 1b. Bases 69 to 770 code for a protein of 233 amino acids. The transcript has 9 exons. Gene Ontology annotation, molecular function: magnesium ion binding; hypoxanthine phosphoribosyltransferase activity. The record is from RefSeq and is a predicted model, not a curated record. Lineage: Eukaryota; Metazoa; Chordata; Actinopteri; Cypriniformes; Nemacheilidae. Gene Ontology annotation, biological process: guanine salvage; GMP salvage; IMP salvage.